AUCGCCAAAAUUAAAAGCUUCAAAGUUUCCUGUUAUUCGUUUGGUCGGCAUGGUUACCAUGUUCAGCAUAGGCGAAGCAAGCCACGUGAGUCACGUUUUGUUUCAUUCGCACGUCAUUAUCAAUAGGAACUUCGCGUUCCUCGCUGGAUUUUGUUUUGUCUCCUGCGAUGAUUCUCGUCUCGUCAUGGCAAACCAGGAUGAAACGAAUAUCACUUGCAGCUGCUGGAACACUCUUGAAGAUGCAGAAGAGACAAGAAGCAGCUCUAAUGAUCACCCUAAUAUUCAUGAAAUUGACGAGGAAGAGAGCGAGACAGAAGAAACGGCUUUAGAGCGCCUAAGUCCUUCCAUUUCGAACGAGAAAGAUGAUCAAAUUGCACAGAAGACUAAAGAGACGUCAGACAAUGAGUCCGUAUACACAGGCGAAUCUUUUUGCUCCGACGAGUCUUGCGACGAAAUCACGAAUGUCACGUUGGAAUCGCUGAAUUCCUCCUCUAUGAUCCAUGUCACUGAUCUUCAGCUUAGCCAGAGUCCGGAGGAACAGAAUAUCAGAAUGAGUGAGUGGAAGGACGAGGAUGAAUCUUAUUCGCUCAGUGACGAAUUAUCUCGCGCCGUUACGACGGAUAGGGAUAACGGGUUCGUUAAGUCAAGAAAGUGUAGACGAUGGAACAUGAGCUUCACUGACGAAGAGAUGCGUAAGAUCGAGCGGGAGAAUGAGCUGCUGCUGAGGAAGAUCAUGGCGCAGCAGAAACCGCGGCAUAAAAUCCUCGGCGAGGGUGUUGUUCAGUCCAAAAUUAGCAGCUCCGCGGUAAACAGGAAGAAAUUGCAAAAGAAGAUAGAAAAUGAUAAUAUGCUGCUCCUCAGAAGAAUACAACAAGCAAAGCCAUGUGUUUUCGCAAAUGCAUCGAAAGUGGGUUGUAGAUUGACUUUUUUGUAAAGUAAUAAUUUUUUAUAAUAUUUAAAAGAAUUUUGUGUUACCUCGUUACGAAACACAGAUCAAUCAAUCGCAUCAACUGACUGAAAUUUAAUAAAUUAUCAUUAAGCUACUUGUAGAGGAAGUAAUGGGGAAUCAUCAAAGUUAUACCUUGUUUUAGCAUACGUAAUAUAUAUGUAAAUUGCAAUAGUUUCAAUUUCGAUAACAUAGUUGAAAAAAACGUCAAAAUAGAACUUGCCAUUUUUUUGUAACUAUUUGAUAAAUCAUCAGUGAUCUAAUUCACAACUUUUUUUGCAUUAAACUUCAUAUUAAUCAUGAAUAUUUUAUUAAUCGGCCAACACCAAAAAAUUCUUGUUGGAAGCCCUAAUAACUUAUUUAAUUUCAAUUACAAUACAAAUUCUUCAGCACAUGUAAUUAAAAUAUGACAAAGUAUGUGAAAAAGCUUUUUUUUGCAACUGUAAUUGCAAAUUUUUUAAAAUUAACAUAAUGGGGCAACUUGGAAAUCUGAAUUCAUAUUUAAUAUUCAAAGAAUUAUUGAAAAUAAAUAAUCUGAUAUUGAAA
Solenopsis invicta (red fire ant) is the source of this 1492-nucleotide messenger RNA. Its product is annotated as cilia- and flagella-associated protein 97-like. The coding region runs from base 50 to 934 and encodes 294 amino acids. The record is from RefSeq and is a predicted model, not a curated record. Lineage: Eukaryota; Metazoa; Arthropoda; Insecta; Hymenoptera; Formicidae. Gene Ontology annotation, biological process: spermatogenesis. The transcript is spliced from 2 exons.